Hemiscyllium ocellatum (epaulette shark) is the source of this 2848-nucleotide messenger RNA. It is a transcript of the gene noc3l, whose product is annotated as NOC3-like DNA replication regulator. Gene Ontology annotation, molecular function: chromatin binding. Gene Ontology annotation, biological process: DNA replication initiation. The record is from RefSeq and is a predicted model, not a curated record. Gene Ontology annotation, cellular component: nucleolus. Bases 133 to 2538 code for a protein of 801 amino acids. The transcript has 21 exons. Lineage: Eukaryota; Metazoa; Chordata; Chondrichthyes; Orectolobiformes; Hemiscylliidae.
CCGAAAAUCUUCUGUCAGACCCACCCACCCCCAGGGCCCGGCCGGGCCGGAGGAAGGCCCCGGCUGCCGGUGUUUGCGGUUCUGGAAUCCGGUCGGUCGGUCGGUCGGUCGAUCGAGGGGAGUCGGCGGGUCAUGGGGCCGAGAAAAAAUACAAAGAGAGUUCCGAAUUUUCGUAAGCUGCUGAAGACUAGCAAUGUGAAGCUUGCAAAUAAAUUGAAGAAUAAACAGUACAAACAGCAAAGUGCAGUAAAGAAAUAUAAGAAAGAGCAGAGACAACUUCGACAAGCUGCUCGAGAUGUUUCAGCAAAAGAAGCAAAACCAUUGGAUCAAUUGAAAAGGAAAAGAUCAGAUGAAGAAGAGGAUGAAGUGGAAGAGGAUGUUCUACCUUUGGAUAUGCUGGAUGAUGAUGACUUGGAAUAUAUGCAAAGCAUGGGCCAGAGGCCAUUAUUUCUUACCAGGGAUCUUCAUUCCAGUGAACCAACCCAUGCCAAAAAAAGAAAGAAAGAAAAUAGGGUGGAACAGUAUGAGAAGGUGCCACGAUAUUUGCAGACUGAACCUGAAAAGGAGCUUAUCCACCUAUUGCCUAUCAAAGACAAACGGGGUAUAAUUCCUCAAUCAGUGGAGAAGCCAAUCCUAAUGGAAGAACAAGAAGAAGAAAUGGCUGAGGAAAAUCUACAGCAAGAGGAAAGAGAAGAAAUGUUUGCUUUAAAGGAGCCUUGUCAAAAGUUGACCACGGAAGAGCUGCUACUGAUGAGAAGACAGACGUUACAAGAGAAAAAGAUCCAGAUAGCCACUUUGGCAUCGUCCAUCCUGACUGAACCAAACAACAAUAUAAAAAAGCUGAAGGAACUGCGUUCAAUGCUCAUGGAAAGGGAUCCAAAUGUUGCAGUAACUGUACGGAAACUGGUGAUGGUAUCUUUGUUGGAGAUCUUUAAAGACAUCACACCAUGCUACAGAAUACGACCUCUAACUGAAGCAGAGAAAACUACAAAGGUUAAAAAAGAAACCCAACACCUGAGAGAAUUUGAAGAAGGUUUAGUAUGUCAGUACAAAUUUUACCUGGAAAAUCUUGAACAGACAGUUAAAGAUUGGAAGCAGAUGAAGAAAAAGAAGAGUGAUGUUGUUUCAUUAAAAGCAUACAAAGGUCUUGCAGAAGUAGCUGUAAAAUGUCUUUGUGAACUAUUAGUGGCUUUGCCUCAUUUUAACUUCCAUAACAACAUUGCUCUAAUGGUUGUUCCACUUAUGAAUGAUGUAUCAAAGAAGAUUUCAGAAAUGUGUUGUGGAGCUGUGGAAAAACUUCUUAAGCAGGAUAAAAUUGGCCAGGCCUCCCUUGCUGUGGUCAAAAUAAUUUCUGGACUUGUUAAAAGCAGAAAUUAUGAGGUCAAACCAGAGGUGCUUAAGACAUUUCUUGCGUUGCGAAUUAAGGAAGUAGAAGUUAAAAAAGAUUCAGAGGAUAUUGCCCCUAAAAAAAGAUUCAUGACAUACAAAGAGAAAAGGAAAAAUCUUUCCAGGAUGCAGAGAAAGUGGAAAAAAGCAGAAGAGAAACUAGAGAAAGAACUUCUUGAAACUGAAGCUUCAGAAAGUAAAGACAAAAAACUGAAACUGCAUACUGAAAUCCUGAAUAUUGUGUUUCUGACAUACUUCAGAAUUCUAAAGAAAGCACAAAAAUCAGUACUACUUCCUGGUGUUCUGGAAGGCCUUGCCAAAUUUGCUCAUCUCAUUAAUGUGGAAUUCUUUGAUGACCUUUUGAUGGUUCUGUAUACUCUAAUUGACUCUGGGAGUCUUCAUUACAGGGAGUGCCUUCACUGUAUUCUGGCUGCCUUUCAUAUACUUUCUGGACAAGGUGAUGUGCUGAACAUUGACCCAAUGAAAUUCUACACGCAACUUUAUAAGAUGUUGUUUGUGCUACAUGCUGGGGAUACAAAUGAAGAUGUUUUGAUUUUGCUGCAAUGUAUAGAUGUGAUGCUGACAAAACGAAGAAAACAAGUUUCUUUGCAACGUGCUAAUGCUUAUUUGAAACGUCUGACUACUCUUGCACUUAAUGUUCUCCCCAAUUCCACCAUCGGUAUCCUGGCAACAAAUAGAGUAUUAAUGAACUCAUUUCCGAAGACAGAUAUUUUGCUCGACAAUGAAUCCCAUGGUAGUGGACUUUAUCUACCUGAGCUUAAUGAACCUGAAUACUGUAAUGCACAGAAUACUGCAUUGUGGGAGUUACAUUACCUCCAGAGACAUUUUCAUCCUGUGGUACGGAGUUUUGCAGCACAUCUUAGUGUUGGUGCUCCAUCAGAGGGCUCUGGAGCGCUGAGAAUGGAACUAAGCAGAAAGCAUGCAACAGAGCUUUUUGAGGAGUUCAGCAUGAAAGAGAUGACCUUCAAUCCACCAAUCACAUCUUCUGGAUCAAAAAGAAAGAAGUCGACAACACAGAGUGCAUUCCUUGAUUCAGAGCUUCAAAAGCACAUUAAUCAGCUCCUUGAGAAAUCAUUCAUCACAGCUGAUCUCAAAUUUGCUGAAAGUUUCCAAACAGAAUCACAAGCAUGAUUGAAGAGUGUUGGGUGUUCUCAAACAAAAAGUUAUUACAAGUUGCAAUAUUUAAACAAAUAUUAGAUUACCUGUGUUAAUUCAUGGUAUCCACUGUGAUUGUGUGUAAAUAUAAAUGAUUCACCCAUAAUCUUGCUAUUUCCUAUAAUUGUGAGCAAGAAUAAUGGUUCUAACAUUGUCUUGUAGCAGUCACAGCACAAUCCUGUAUAAAAAAAUCAGGUAUUAUUUUUCUUGGGCUAAUUUAACAACUACGGAUUUUAUAAAAGACAUGUUGUCCACUUUAAUGGGGGAAACCUUGCAGUCUGUAAAC